Molecule: messenger RNA, 1067 nt
Organism: Oryza sativa Japonica Group (Japanese rice)
Lineage: Eukaryota; Viridiplantae; Streptophyta; Magnoliopsida; Poales; Poaceae
Molecular function (GO): protein binding
Source: RefSeq, a predicted model, not a curated record
UUUGGCAUCUCCAAAACCGUGACGCUCUCUCCACACGCUAUAAAUGUGGUGCUCGUGUCGCCGAGAUGAGGCUUGAAGCGGCUCGCUUAGUAAUAAAGGCAGCAAGGCCUAGCCACUCCCCGCGCGCGCGCCGAAGAUUCUCAGCAAGAUUCUGAGCCGUCGUCGGCCGUUCGUCCGUCCAAGGAAAGGAGAGCCAUGGUGGGAACCUCCUCCUGGUCGUCGUCCUCGUCGUCGUCGCUCGGCUCCCUCGACGACGACAUCAUCGUCGCGUGCGUCGUCAAGGCAGCGGACGCCGCCGUCGAGGGGGCGUGCGUCAAGUUCCUCUGCAGCUACGGCGGGAGGAUCCUACCACGCCACGCCGACGGCGCGCUGCGCUACGUCGGCGGCGACAACCGCGUCGUCUCCGUCGACCGCUCCCUCCCUUUCCACGAGUUGCAACGGAAGCUGAGGGAGAUGUGCGGGUGGGAGGCGGUGUGCCUGCGGUGCCAGCUCCCGACGGAGGACCUGGACGCGCUCGUCUCCGUCAACGGCGACGACGACCUCGCCAACCUGCUGGAGGAGUACGACGCGGCCAGCCGGGACCGCCUCCAGCCGCUCAAGAUCCGGGCGUUCCUGUUCCCAAGGACGACAGCGACAACGACCGCGCCGCUAUCGCGCAGCCCGUCGCCCACCGCUGCGUCCAGGACGGCACCCCGUGCCCACUACCAGCAUCAGACUGGCAGCGCGCCGUCGUGCGCAUCCCGGUGGGCGGCGCGUCAGAUGUCGUUGCCUCCUGCUCGCGUUCCGCACCAGCAGCAGCAUUACAACCGGCACGGCGGCGACGCGCGGCCGCAACGGUACCUAGUCCAGAGUGCCAGCAGCCGCUGGUAAUAGCGAUCAGAUUGCGAACCGGCCGCGGUCUAGUAUCUGCGUGCCUUACACGUACUCGGUACUCGCGUAACCCUGCGCUGUACGUACUAAUGAAGGUGUUUAAUUAGCAUGUACUGUUGUGCUGGGUCUUUUAAAGCAAAAAAAUGGACGAACUUGAUCAAGUAACUGAAAAUAGAGCAAAACCUUAUUACGGGUAA